AUGCAAGACCUCCCCCCGCCUGCCACCUCCACCUCUUCCUCUGACAUACAUAUACUCAUCCACGAUGACCCUUCGGACCACAUAUCAGAAAAGCAUACCCCGCUGCUUGCACCAAAUUCAUCCUCCUCUCCCUCUUCACGCCGCUCCUUGGCAUUUUGGCUCAUCCUUUAUUUUUGCUUCAACCUUGGACUCACCCUAUACAACAAGGGCGUCCUCAUCCACUUUCCUUUCCCAUAUACCCUCACUGCCCUCCACGCUUUCUGCGGGACCGUAGGAGGGCUCACAUUGCUGAGAAAUGGUACAUUCGUGCCCGCUAAACUCUCCGACGCAGACAACUUGGCGCUCGUGGCCUUCAGCGUAUUAUACACCAUCAACAUCGCCGUCAGCAACGUAUCUUUGCAUUUGGUAACCGUUCCAUUUCAUCAAGUAGUCCGUGCAGCCACGCCGGUUUUCAUUAUUUUGCUCUCCAUUUUCUUGUUUGGCACCCGGAGUAGUAACCACAAAAUGAUAUCCCUAAUCCCCGUCAUGGCUGGCGUCGGUUUUGCGACGUAUGGAGAUUAUUCGUACACGACUAGCGGACUCGUUUUAACCGUACUGGGAACAGUGCUUGCUGCCAUUAAGACAAUCUACACUUCGGUCCUACAAUCGACUCCGUCGGCGACCUCUCCGCAGCCCCGCGUAAAUUUUGUCGUUCCUCCACGGUUACAAUUGCAUCCGCUGGACCUGUUGACGCGGAUGGCGCCGCUCGCAUUUAUUCAGUGCGUUUUCCUCGCAUACCUCACGGGUGAAUUAUCCCGCGUGCGUAUAUGGAGUUUAGACGAGAUGACGCCUAUCAAAGCGGCGCUGCUAGGGAUUAAUGGCCUGAUUGCGUUUGGGCUCAAUAUUGUGAGUUUUACGGCAAAUAGGGCGGCAGGCCCGUUGAGUAUGACCGUUGCUGCCAAUGUGAAACAAGUGCUCUCUGUUUUUUGUGCGGUCGUUUUAUUCAAGCUUACGAUAACGCCGACGAAUGCGCUUGGCAUCCUUCUCACGAUCGCCGGUGGAAUGUGGUACGCAGCCGUUGAAUAUCAAGAAAAGCGAGGUAGAUGGAGAAAGUAG
Messenger RNA from Suillus clintonianus, 1095 nucleotides. Its product is annotated as triose-phosphate transporter family-domain-containing protein. Bases 1 to 1095 code for a protein of 364 amino acids. Gene Ontology annotation, molecular function: antiporter activity. The transcript is spliced from 4 exons. The record is from RefSeq and is a predicted model, not a curated record. Lineage: Eukaryota; Fungi; Basidiomycota; Agaricomycetes; Boletales; Suillaceae. Gene Ontology annotation, cellular component: Golgi apparatus.